UGUUGUUAAUCACAUUUAUCAAAGCUCUGUAUUUGUCUGUUUAAUGUUGUUGCGUGCUUUUAUAAAAGAGAAUGGAGUAAAUUUUUAAAUAUGUUUAGUUUUAAAUGGACGAUUUUGGUUUGGUGUGUUCUCAAUAAUUAUGUAACAACAAAUAUCCAUGUAUAUGUGUCACAACUUAAUGGAAAGGAUGAAGAUGUUUGCGGUGGAACGGAGCAUAAUCCUUGCGGCACUAUUAAACACGCUAUUGAGAAAAUAGCAGAUGAUAAGGCACAGAUUAUUAUCGAUGGAGGUCACUUCUCAAAGGAAUCCUACACAUACUAUAUUAACAGCACCAUUAAUAUCGAUAAAAAUAUUUACAUUCAAGGUAACUCAAGGACCGGAAAACCAGUACUUAAAUCUGAUCCAACGGGAACUACGAAAUAUGCCUUUAAAUUUAACGCAGAUAUCAAUAACGAGUUUCUUCUACAAAAUUUAGUUUUUGAUAAUAUCGGCAUCGCAAAGGUUCAAAACCACGUGGUGCUUAACCUGAUAGAUCUGGAAGUUCGAAACCGUGAGCAAAUGGAAACAGAUGUCAUUUGUUGCAUUGACCAUCAACAAGCAGAUGUCGAUGUAUCAAUACAUAGUUCAGUUAUUUUUAACUACAGAUAUUUCCUUACAAUGGAAAAUUUCCGUUCAGUCCGUAUUCAAAUGGAAGAUGUACACGUAAUCGGGCGUAUGUCAAAUGGAAGUUUUAUUCAAAAUGUUUUUCGUCUAUGGUCAUAUGAGCCUGACCUUCUUGAAAUCAGUUUUAUUCGUUGCAAAUUCAGCAAUCUAGCAAGUGUAUUGCAAAUAAAGAUAGAUAUUUUGUCGUUCAAUACUUACUACAAAAGGCACGUUUCGAAUAAAUUUCUUGUGCUAAACAGCACUUUCCAAAAUGAAGUAGAUAAAGAUAUUGAAACACAUCCGACCGCCAAUUCAACUAUAUUCAUUCAAGGCCAUAUAGUGAUAGACAUAAAGAAUUCCCAUUUCUUAGGUGGAUAUGGUUUGCAAGCCGGUGCAAUUCACUUAUGGCGAGUUACCAAUAAAAUUGAUAUUGAUAAUACAACGUUUGUUAACAACACUGCCAGAUGGCAAGGAGGCGCUUGUUAUUUUGUUGACAACCGCAAGAUAUACAUCACAAACAGUUUAUUCGAGAAUAAUAUUGCUUUGGAUGAUGCCGUUGGAAACGCAGGUGCAAUUGGUAACCACGGUAACCUUACUGUCCGCCAUUGUACCUUUAUUAACAACACAGCCCAAACACUCGGUGGCACGAUUAUGCAUAGUCCAAACUUAUUGGACAGUAAUAAACGUGGAGUAUUAGAACUUUUCGACUCAACAAUGAUAGGAUCCUCCACACCAUCUGCAACAAUGGGUGGUAUGAUCUACUCAUCAUCAGAUAUGGUGGUUGAGAAUAUGUAUUUUAAAGUUAAUCAUGCUGAUUCUACAGGGGCAUCGUUAUUCCAUUUAGAUCUGACCAGUAUUGUGAAGGUAACGAAGAAUGUCAGCUUUCAUUGCCCAAUUAAUCAGAUGUUGUAUAUUGCAACGCAAGAAGUAAUUACUAACGAAAGCAAUCAUCAUUUUCGCAGUUGGAGAUAUUACUGUGAAUUUUGCCCAAAUCAGCAAUACAGUGUAAACCAUUCCUAUGAACAUAUAAUGACCCCAUCGAGCAAUCGUACAAAGAACAUCACGUGUCACCCCUGUCCUACAGGUGGGACAGUGCGGGGAAAAAUCAUAAGUAAUGAUGACUUUUGGGGAUACAGUCUAGGAGAUGGCAGUGUUAAAUUUAUUCCCUGUCCACCUUCUUACUGCUGCUCUAGGUUUGGAAAGAAAUGCUCUAGUUAUAAUACAUGCAACCAUAAUAGAGAUGGUUUGUUAUGUGGCAAGUGCAGGAAAGGGUAUACCGAGAAUUUUAUUUCCUUGCAAUGUAUUAAGGACUUCAACUGUAGUAAGCUUAUGUUUUGGACGCUAUUUAGCGUCAUCUCCAUUUUAUACGUUCUCUUCAUCAUGUAUCUUAAAAAUAUUAUUAUUUUUUUCAAAAAACUUGCAAAUAUUGUAUUUGCGUUCGACAACAUAGUAACAAAGGAGCACGCAUAUGCACCAAUCGGCUCGUCUGAUCGAGAAUCUGAAGAAGAACGUAUUCUGACUAAUGCUAGCAGAGGAGAUGUAGUUGAUCGUAAUGGGGAGAACGAUGGAAGGAUAUCUGGGUUAAUCAAGAUUCUAUUCUUUUUUUACCAAGUUGAGUUUACGAUUCAAGUAAAGACAUCAACAAAGCAAUCAUAUGAUCAUUCUUCCUUUCUGAAAGAAAUGAUAUCAUCAAUUUUUAAUAUCAACAUUGCAUCAAGUAAAUACUGGUUUCUAAUGUGUCCUUACGCCGGAUUGACGCAGCUUGGGAAAGUUGGUAUCAAAGUAUUUUUUAUCGCAUUGCUAUUUGGAAUAAUAAUGACCGUGUAUGUUAUCUUUUACCUUGUUAACAAAUAUGGAAAGAUAAAGAAAUAUAAAGGUAGAACCGUCGAACAAUUUAAUUCAGUUGAUGAGGAGGACAUUCCAAUUUUUCUAAAACCGCCAUUUCAACUUCGUUUAGUUUGCAGCUUGAUUCAGUUGUUGUUGUUGAGUUAUUCGACCUUUGCACGUUCUUCAAUAGCCAUGAUCAAUUGUGUUAAUAUAAAUGGAGCAUUGCAUCUGUAUGUAUAUGGCGAGUUGCAAUGUUACCAUUGGUGGCAAUAUAUCAUCUUCACUGUGAUUGCAAUAUGGAUACUACCAUUCAGUUUUACAAUCUACUUCAGCUGUAAAUUACUACGAUCAUGCAGAAUAACACUGACUCAAUUUUUUCUUAUUUUAUUUUUCCCACCAAUGCUUUUGGUAUACUACAUCAAGAUAUCAUUAUCCAAAGUAAAACCACAUUUAACAAAAAGACAUGCUGCUUAUUUAAAACAAACAGUGAUGAUCUUUGAGGAACCUUUUAAACAUAAGUAUUGGGAAUCUGUGCUUAUAUUUCGACGAAUGACAAUUAUUCUGAUAUGUUUUACCAUUUCAGAUCCAAUGUUGAGACUGUACGUGGUGAUGGUGCCAUUGUUAUUGUUUAUUGUGCACCAUAUAUACGCUUGGCCUUACAAGCACAGAGUACUAAAUUGGUUGGAAACAGUAUCACUUCUUUUAAUAUGUUUUAUGGCUGUUAUAAACCUGUUUUGGAGUUAUAUAUAUGUUUCAAACAUUCCUGUCACUACUCUUUUGAGUACCAUUGGCCAAGUCUUUGUUAUUAUGGAGAACGUGAUACUCCUUCUGCCAGUAGCUGCAAUGAUUUUAUUGCUUGUGUUAGCAUGUGGCCGUAGACUAUACCUUCUCUGUAAAAAAUGGAAGGUGAAAGACAAAGAGUAAUAUUCAUAAUAUUUUAAAAGCUUAGCAGUCAUUUCCAUAUAUUCUUACUUUAUGAUUGAUUUUGACUUCAGUUUAUGCAACUUAUAAUAAGUGAUAUGAAAUGUAAGUAAAAGUAUAUAUAUUUCUAAUAAAAUAGAGAAAAUGUUCCAUUUUGUUGUCUGUUUAAAUCGUCAUGAUUUGCUAAUGUUUGAUUUCUUUUUUGGUAACGUUGUUUGUCUUUAAUUUUUUGGACAAACAAUUAAAUGAAAUAAAAUCAAAAUAUUUAAUAGCCUUUUCCUCAAGGUUGGAUCAAUGAUUGCCACGUUAAAAUUGCUUGGGAAAUUAAAAUUUUUGAAGGUAUCUCCUGGAUUGCACUGUUUAUUUGCAUCGGCGAAAAAUCAGCAACUGCAGGUACUGCAAAUACGGCAGAAA
Hydractinia symbiolongicarpus is the source of this 3804-nucleotide messenger RNA. RefSeq lists its product as uncharacterized. The transcript has 2 exons. Lineage: Eukaryota; Metazoa; Cnidaria; Hydrozoa; Anthoathecata; Hydractiniidae. The record is from RefSeq and is a predicted model, not a curated record. Bases 91 to 3393 code for a protein of 1100 amino acids.